AUGCUUUACAAAAUAAAGAUCAGGGGAAAACGAAAUCCCAAGCGAAAGAAAUCCGUUGUGAUUUGUUACUUCCAAGGCAAUGGCGGAUCGACCCCUAUGCGAUUGCCUAUUCUCUCUCAGGUCUUGCGCGCAAUUGCGGAAACAUCAAGAUCAACUUCAUCUCCUACGUCUAGCCCCGAAGUGUCUCAAUAUACUAUCGCUGCUUUAUCAUACCGUGGCUACUGGAAAUCAUCUGGUCGCGCCACACAAUCCGGAAUUGAGAUGGACGCCCAGGCAUUCUUGAACUGGAUUUCAGAAACAUAUGCGUCCCCAGAAACUGAUCUUGAAAUUAUGAUUUGGGGACACAGUCUUGGUGCUGCUGUUGCAAGCUCAGCAGUAUCUACGUAUAUUGCCCGCCAACAUGAAGGGCGAAACUCCUCAAAUACAAGCAAUAACAAGCCCCUGGCGCCCAUUUCCAGGCUCAUCUUGGAGGCGCCAACAUCUAGCAUCAAAGAUAUGCUCAUCAGCCUCUACCCUCAGAAAUGGCUUCCGUAUAGGUAUCUUUGGCCCUUCUCUUGGAAUACUUGGGAUAUUAAGGCGAAGAUGAAGCAAAUGGCUACAUGGAGGGACCAAUCUCUGUCUCAAACCCCCAAUCCUGAAGCUACGGCUUCAAUACCUCGCUCGCUUCCGCCCAUAUUUCUUCUAUCUGCCGAGAAAGAUGAAGUCAUUCCGUCAUACGUGCCAGCCCAGUUAGAACAGCAUGCCAAAUCUCUCGGCUUAGAGAUCAAGAGGAAAGAUGUCCUCGGCGCCAUGCAUAUAGAGGCACCACUGAAACUGGAUGGUAGGAAAGCAUUGGUACAAUUUAUUCUCAACGGUACUUCCGUACCCAGGACAUAA
Molecule: messenger RNA, 876 nt
Organism: Penicillium crustosum
Lineage: Eukaryota; Fungi; Ascomycota; Eurotiomycetes; Eurotiales; Aspergillaceae
Exons: 1
Coding region: 1-876 (291 amino acids)
Cellular component (GO): membrane
Molecular function (GO): palmitoyl-(protein) hydrolase activity
Source: RefSeq, a predicted model, not a curated record